Molecule: messenger RNA, 170 nt
Organism: Cetraspora pellucida
Lineage: Eukaryota; Fungi; Glomeromycota; Glomeromycetes; Diversisporales; Gigasporaceae
Source: the annotation of a GenBank genome assembly
UUGAAGAAAAUUUAGCUACCUCAGAUUAUGAUGAAGAAGUUAUAAAAAUAGAACCUGAAAGUGAUAAUGAGAAUAUCAUGAUAGACUAUUCAACUCCCGAUAUUGAAAGUAGUGAAGAAGAAAUAUUCGAGGAUAUUGGAAUCAUGAUGAAAAAUUUAGUUGGAUAUUAA